AUGGACGCGCUGCGAGCGCGCGUCCGCGCGCUGGCGAAGCGCGAAGAAGCGCUGGAAACGCUGCGCAUCGUCGUGCUGGACGCGAGCGUGCCGAAACAAGUGCUGCCGCUGGAGUUCGACGGCGCGAACGUCGAGAGGACGCUCAACGCGGGGACGGCGCUCGGGCGAGACGCGCGCGUGGGCGAUCGAUUCGGGAUGCUCGGGCAAGCGCCGAGCAACGGACAGAUACUGCCGAACGGAGUGGAGGUGACGGUGACGCGAGCGAUGGUUCGGCCGAACGGGGGGGAGAGUUUGAUCGAACUCACGGCGUCGCGGCGGUUUAAAAUCGUGGGGGCUCCGUUCGAGGACGAGGCGAACGGAUCGGCGCCGAGCGCGAGGGUGUGCUGGAUUCCCGAUACCGAAGGCGCGGGCGAGCAAACCGUCGCGGGCGGCGUGGAGGAGCCGGGCGCGGUGGAUCCCGCCGAGUGCGACGCCGAGUGCGCGGCGCUCGCCGCGGAGCUUCCCGCGCUCGUCGACGAAUGGCGGGCGCUGGUGAUUUCGAGAAAGCGCGAGCGUCAGCCCGAUCAGUUGAAGUUGAUCUUAUCGCAAAUCGGCGACAUCCCUGGGUCGAACCGACCGGCCGAGCUCUCGCUUUGGGUCGCCGCGCUCAUCAACCCGAUUCCCGCCCUCGGCGUGGCGUACGAGAUUCGUCCGGCGAUCCUGUGCGCGCCGACGACGGGUCACAUGGUUCGCAUCGCGUCCCAAGGCAUCAAACUUUCCAUCAACAGUCUGCGCGACGGGCCUCAAAUUUGA
This is a messenger RNA of Ostreococcus lucimarinus CCE9901, 792 nucleotides long. RefSeq lists its product with no specific name. The transcript has a single exon. NCBI's taxonomy places the organism in Eukaryota, Viridiplantae, Chlorophyta, Mamiellophyceae, Mamiellales, Bathycoccaceae. The record is from RefSeq and is a predicted model, not a curated record. The coding region runs from base 1 to 792 and encodes 263 amino acids.